AUAAUAUAUCUUACAGCUACUGUAUCGUCUACACGAUAUACAUGUCGAUGAUUGUUGUCUAGCUCGACAUUCACUCCAUGACCAGUUUACACUAUCCACACUUGAAUUAUUCCCCUGAGUCACAAGGCUCGAACUUCAUUGAAAAGGAACAGAAGUCCACGAGUGAUGAUAAUGUUUGUCUAGCUCCACUGCAUCGAUAUGUACAUAUGAAUGAUUCUGCAAAUACACAAAUAUUCACUUUUCUACUACUUCCCCAUCUUUUAUGCGGUUUAGUUGAUUUUGUUGAAACCAAAGUGUUUCACUAUGCUGAACACGAUUGGUUUGUACGCUUCGAGCGAACAGAUACCCAUUUGGGAUUUUUCUUAGAACUACUUGUACCGAAAUAUGAAGAGUGUGAAAAUUUGUAUAUGACAUCCACGCACUCAUCAGCAGCGACAACGACAGCAACACCAGCAACUGUAACAAACAAAUUAAAGCAUAAAUUGAAUAAACGUCCGACACAAUGGAAAACUAUUACAGUGGACUUUGAAUUCACUAUAAGAAAUCGUGGAAUUUUUAGUCAGAAUGAAUGUUUUUCUCGAUUAAAUUGUACAUUUACACAGAAUGAUUUUAAGCAUGGACGUAAAAAUGUGAUUGAUUUGGCGGCAUUAUCUUCAAAGCGUUUUUUAUUCGAUGAUGGUAGGUGUAUCAUAGAGCUUGGAUUACGUAAUCCCCACGUUACUAUAAAGCUACAGGCGAAUCAGACCAAGGAUCCAACAAAUGAACUACCGCUGAGUAAAAAUAUAAACAGAUCACGUAAUCCUAAUCCUAUAGUACUUAAACGAAUGGAUAAUACAACAUUCACACUGCCGAGUACAAUUCAUUUUGAGACGGAUAAAUUUCUCUAUGCUGAUGAUUUAUGGAUGUUGACGAUUGAUGUUGAACCGUAUCGUGAUUUGUCGACAAAUCUCGACUUCAAUAUUGAUGAGAAUCAAGAUCUCUGUGUGGAUGUUGAAGUAUGCUUAGUAAAGCAAACUUCACACAGGAAUUAUAAUUAUGCAUGUAAUGAAAGUGAAAAACCACUGGGAUCACAUUGGAUUCACCUUACAUGUAACGCUUAUUUACCUGGUGAAUGUAAUACAGGACUAAUGGACUUCUACAUAGGAUCACAUGGAUGGCCGUUGAAAGCGCAUUGUUGUAAAUUCGAUGAAUUAAGGCAUCAACAGAUAGUAGAGCAAAGUCGUAGAGAUAGUCUACGAUGCGACGCAAAUGAAUAUUCAGGGAAAAGAAACAAAAGUUCAGCAUUGGCCUUUUUACUUAGUACAGUUUCAUCGAAUUUCAGUAUUACUCUAGAAAUGAUACUGUAUGAACAGUUGACAGUUGUUAAUUUUCCUAUAAAUAGUUUUGAGAAUUCUAAUGAUACAGACAGUUGUAUAAUAAGCGAUCCGAUGCAAUUACACUGGCGACUGUUUAUGAACUCUUCGUCGCGUUUAGUAAGACUAGGUCUUUUGCAAGAGCGAAAGAGGCAUGCGGAUCAUCAGACACAAGGAGCAAGUGGGGGUAGACGAUCACCGAAAAAGUAUAGUAAACAGUAUUCUCCUGAUGUGGUCACCAUUCCCAGCGGUUAUAUGAGUCUAGUUGGCUGUAAACUGCGUAUUCGUAGUUGUCAUAGCGACAAAAAUCAUUGCAAUCAUACUAUUGAACCUGUGGGCAAAGAAAUCUUACACAUAAUGUCCACCAAGUCGGAUGUAUAUGAGGAAGCAUUACCACACGGAAAACAUCAGCACAAUUAUACAAAUCAUGUGCAGGAUAAUUUGAAUAUUUUUCUAAUUGACUAUUUAUCGCAUAAUUUGUUGAAAAGUGAAGUUACAGAAUUAUGGAGAGAUCUGUGUAACAGUGGAGCAGUGGACAUAAGUAUUAGAGAUUCAAAACACUUGUACAGAAAAGCUAAUCAAAUUAGUAUUGGACAAGUGGCGAUGGAAAUAACGCGACAAGAACUUACUGAUUCAAGCUUGGGAUUAUUUAAUUCUAAAACUGGUACAAUUGUUAUUGAAAUACACUGGUUAUACAGACAUCAAGUUUACAUUGAUACAAUUUGUCAAACAGAUGAAAUUGGAGCACGACAGUAUCAACAAAUGAGAUGUGAACUGAUGAGAAUUACAAAAGAAAAAGAUGAAUUAGAACGACAACUUAUGGCAUUUCAACUCGGUUUGGUUCAGAUUGACUCACAGUCUCAAGGACCGAAAAGCAUGCUCCCGAUAGAAAGUGUAACAAGCCAAGUUGGUCGAUCACGACGUGUUCCUGCGAAAGUGAACGAUGACUACGCGCCAUCCAAACGUUAUAUUGAAAAAUCUGAAUCACAGCAUUUAAACUACAAGAUGAAUGAUACUGUACCCCAGUUUGAACAUGGAUAUACAAAUCAGUCAACCAGGUCACAGGCACAGAAUACAUUUUCUGCACCGUAUUACAAUUCAAAUAAACACAAAACAAAUAAACCGCCUGAUUUGACUUUGAGAUCUCAUUUAGACGGUGGCAAUCGUCGUAGUUCAUUUGACUAUGAGUUUUCGGAUGAAUCUAUUCCAAGGAGCUCAGUUCCUGUUCUUCGGCCGUACUCAAGUCAACUGCCGAGCUCUAGCACUGGAUUAUCAGAAAAAAGAAGACAGUUUAUCAGUUCAAAAGGCAGUUGGAAGACAUGUGAAGCAGUCAGAUAUCGACCUGAUCCUGAUUAUAACCAUGUCCACUACGCGUCUAGACACCCUUCACAGAAAACUCGGUCAAGUAGAGAGUCGAGUCAAAGUUAUGCAGCUGGAAACUAUAGCCCAUGCUCAACAUCAGGUUCAUCCACUUCACGUGCAUUUACUACACGCAGUGAACACGAGUUCUCUUUUUCAUCCAGAUGAAGUUUAUUCAUUCAUUCAUGAUUCC
Molecule: messenger RNA, 2904 nt
Organism: Trichobilharzia szidati
Lineage: Eukaryota; Metazoa; Platyhelminthes; Trematoda; Strigeidida; Schistosomatidae
Source: the annotation of a GenBank genome assembly